This is a messenger RNA of Vicugna pacos (alpaca), 756 nucleotides long. The record is from RefSeq and is a predicted model, not a curated record. NCBI's taxonomy places the organism in Eukaryota, Metazoa, Chordata, Mammalia, Artiodactyla, Camelidae.
CAAGGGGAAAAAACAAGGACUCCUUGCUCUUCCCUGGCUUGGCCAGCAGAGACAGGGAGGAGCCCAGGAAAACCUCUUCCUUCUUUCCUGCUCUGUCCACACGCAGCUCGCCAGGGGAGUCCGGGCAGACUGAGAGUUCACUACUCUGGUCAGAGCCAUGCGAGCCCAGGCUCUGCUACCCACCCUGCUUCUCUGUGUUCUGCUGUUGCAGGCCCAGGGAGGGCACCGUAACCUGAACAGGAAUCAGAAUAUGAGAGCCUGUAUGAAGCGACCCGACCAAUAUCUUUGCAGCAAACACUGUUCAUAUUUCCUAAAGUGUCCAACCAAUACCACGUGCUGUGCCACCUUCUGCGGGAACGUCUGCAUGAACAUCCUGUGAGUCAGGACGCAGGCUGGGCUGUGCAUCCUGCUCCCCGAGCCCUCCAUCCAGAGACUGUGCCUGUGAUGGAAGCACAAGGACCUCACACCCGGGCACGAGGAUGUCAGUAGGAAUGCCACCCUCCCCACCGCCUGAACUGCUUGUUCCUGUUUAAUAAACCACAACAAAUGCGCAGGGACCUGCCUGUUUCUUUCCCAGUGCUUGGGAUCAUUGAGCACCUGGCGCAGACCCCAGAGCGCACCCCCCCAACCCAGGUCCAGGUCUCUGAUCUCUCCCCUUGUCAUGCUUCCCUGCUCUCGCUCCCUUCGGCCUCCCUCCGGGCCCCUGCGGGCUCAGCUCCCUUGUUGCUCUGCUCACUGAACCAGUACUCCAAGGGA